CGGACCAGUCGCGUCGCGUCGUCGCUACUGAGUGCUCGUUGCGUUUUUUCCGUCGCACUAUCAUGGCAGAUCCCGAUGUGAUAUCAAACUUUAGUCCCUUAACACUUAUUGAAGAAGUUAAAAAGCGACCAGGGUUAUACGAACCGGACCAUCCUAGAGAUCGUCUAGAAAGACUAAAGUUAUGGAAGGAAGUCGGAGCUGCUUUAUUUCCUAAUUGGGACACUUUCAACAAAGCGACUAUGUAUCAUGCAGUCCUACAGAUUCAAAGGAAAUGGCGGUCGCUUCGAGAUGCGUACAACAGAGAACUCAGGUCCCGUCGCUCAGGAGUUAGGGUGCACCGACGUGUGUACAUAUACUUCAAGAAGAUGACCUUUCUCGGAGGAUUUGAUGGUUCCCUUAGUGACGAUGACAAUAUACCAAAUGAAACCGCAACAGACAAAGAUCCGUUCACUGAGACCUUUAGUCCAUUGAGUCGAGAAUCAAGAAAGAGGAAGAAGAAGGCACCAAUCUCUAAUUCUGAUGAAAGCGAGGCUCCCGACGAGUUCGAAAUGCCUGUCUUCAACAACGUGGAAGUGCCUAACGAUGUAGAGUCGGAUGCUGAUAAAUUAUUUUUAUUAUCAUUUGUGCCUGAAAUGAGACAAUUGCCUUCGAAUAUUAAAAUGUGGACACGUGCUCAGAUAGCUAAUAUAAUGCAGGAAGCUGUCUCUUGUCACUACAGUAACCUGACUCCUGGGACAUCAGGGGAGAGAAGUGUGACAGAUGUCAAACCACAGAGGAAUGACAAUGUUGAAUGAUGGUUGAUUAUUUAACAGUAGGGUUUCACUGUUAAAAGUUAUCGUA
Molecule: messenger RNA, 840 nt
Organism: Papilio polytes (common Mormon)
Lineage: Eukaryota; Metazoa; Arthropoda; Insecta; Lepidoptera; Papilionidae
Exons: 3
Coding region: 63-794 (243 amino acids)
Biological process (GO): regulation of transcription by RNA polymerase II
Cellular component (GO): transcription regulator complex; nucleus
Molecular function (GO): DNA binding
Source: RefSeq, a predicted model, not a curated record